UGCGGGAAGUACUUUCGCUUUGCUUGGAUCUGUUGGUACUGGUGCUGUUUUGACAGCAGCAAUCGAUUGUUUCCCUUCCUCAAAGCUUUUUUCUUUAAUGUGUACACGUUUAUUUUACCUAAGGUUUAUACGCGUCUUUACAAAAUACUGGACAGUUUGUAUGUAUAAUGUCGAACUGUUUGCUGAUGAAAGAAAGCCCUAUGAUAAUUUCGCUUAAUAAAGAGAAUACAGUCUACGAUGGGUUCAUUACAGCGCUGGAAAAAGACUUUAGGAUAAGAAUAACUUUACCCCCCGACCAUCAGAUGAAACAGGCAACAUUGCACUGUUGUUGGCAAAUGAAACGACUACUUCAUGGUUAUCAAGAUAUUGUGAAACAGAGAUUACAGCAUUCAACAAAUUUGAUGGGUUUUAUCCUGGAACUCAGGACUGUACUGGAAGUGGCGUUGAAGAGCCAACCAGGAUGCCAGUCCUUUUCGCCACCUCAGUAUUAUUCCCAGCUGAUAACAGAGAUGGAGAUCUUAGGAUGGGAUAAGCUGCUCUUCAUCGAUGCAGAGUUUUGCACGCUCAAGCUGAAGGCAGAGGACUCUGCUGGACGUCAACACGCUAUUACAAUCAAACUCAAGUCCAAGUAUCCAGCUGAGGCCCCAGAAUUCUCUGCAGAUCUUCCUGUUCCGUUGACCAUCACAUGGACCGCACAGAGCACAUUGGCGCAUGUCCACAGUCAGUUCCUGCUAAAUGUGGAGGCUCUGUCCGAGUUCUGGUCGGUCAUGGAUGAAAUAGACGAGCAGACAUGGGUGUUGGAACCAGAAAAACCCACUAAAGCAGAUUCGAUGAGAAGAAUCGCUGUAGGAAACAACGUCUCAAUAAAGGUACAAAUUGACCCCAGACACCCCAAAAUGCUGCCGGAAUGUUGCCUGCUCGGGGCUGAGCAUGUGGUCACUCCUUUAAGGAAUAAGUUGAAUGCCAAUAUGCAUUUAUGGAACCCUGACUGCAGUGUCCUACAGAAUAUGAAGGAUGUGUUGGAGAUAGAAUUUCCAUCGCCUACCACCCACGAAAAAUCUAGUUUCAGUGUGGAAUGUGGUAUCUGCUACUCUUAUCGUCUGGAAUCAGCCAUUCCAGAUCAGGUCUGCAAUGACCCACGCUGUGGUCAGCCAUUUCAUCAGGUCUGUCUUUAUGAGUGGUUGAGAGGUCUGCCCACCAGUCGCCAAAGCUUCAAUGUCGUAUUUGGAGAAUGUCCUUACUGUAGCAAGCCCAUUACUGUGAAAAUUGUCACACAAAACUCAUAACCACAGUCAUGUGGUACAACAGCUCCAGUCUCAUGAUCGGAGAACUGAACACAUUGAAGUCAUUGGAACAGUCCGA
Molecule: messenger RNA, 1362 nt
Organism: Triplophysa rosa
Lineage: Eukaryota; Metazoa; Chordata; Actinopteri; Cypriniformes; Nemacheilidae
Gene: fancl
Product: FA complementation group L
Exons: 14
Coding region: 168-1286 (372 amino acids)
Biological process (GO): interstrand cross-link repair; protein monoubiquitination
Cellular component (GO): Fanconi anaemia nuclear complex; nucleus
Molecular function (GO): ubiquitin protein ligase activity
Source: RefSeq, a predicted model, not a curated record